Molecule: messenger RNA, 3126 nt
Organism: Trichosurus vulpecula (common brushtail)
Lineage: Eukaryota; Metazoa; Chordata; Mammalia; Diprotodontia; Phalangeridae
Gene: COQ8A
Product: coenzyme Q8A
Exons: 15
Coding region: 209-2137 (642 amino acids)
Biological process (GO): ubiquinone biosynthetic process
Cellular component (GO): extrinsic component of mitochondrial inner membrane
Molecular function (GO): kinase activity
Source: RefSeq, a predicted model, not a curated record
CAAUCGGAGCGACCCCGAGGGGCGGUGCUUACGGCCGCCCCAGGGUCUCGCGCGGCGCGGCUGGUGAGUUGGUAAACAUAGCCCGAGCGCGUGCUGAAUCCGCAGUGCUGAGCGGGAGGGAGACCGUGCGCGGGCUGGUGCGCGGCUGCAGGAGGCGGAGGCGGGCUGCCGACCCUAUCCCCAGUCCCAGCCUUAACAGAGACUCACCAUGUUGGGAGACGCCAUCAUGGUGAUCAAAGGCUUAGGGAAGCUGGUGCCAGCUGUUUUAGAGACCCACCACCAGUAUGUGGGCUUUGGUGGGGAGAUGAUCACAGCAGCCAGGGCCCUGCAGAGCACAGCCGAGGAGCAGUUUAGCACAGUUGUGGCAAAAAUGCAGGGUAUUAGUCAGGCUCAAGAGCGCCACCCGGACACCAGUGAUGACCCAGGCUCCGAAUUCCACUUCUCAGGGCCAGAGGCAGUGGGGCCUUCAGACUUUUCUGCCUCCACUCCUCCUCCUCCUCCGUUUCCUGGCCAAGUCCACAAAGAGGGCCCUGCUCCUGCCUAUACUUCAAGCGGACCUUUCAGGGAAGCUGGGGCUUUAGGCCAGCCCUUUGGUCCUGCCUCAGGGAAAAUCCAUGGGAAACUUUUUGGAGACUCUAGGGACCCAUUUGCUACCUCAGUCAUGCAGCGAAGGUUUUUCCAGCAGGACCAGUCUUCUGUGGGGGGCCUCACUGCCGAGGAUAUUGAGAAAGCCCGUCAGAGCAAGGCUCAGACUGGAAACAAGCCUCACAAACAGAUGUUAAGUGAGUGGGCACGGGAACGGAAGGUGCCAGUCACGAGGAUCGGGAGGCUGGCUAACUUUGGAGGUCUGGCUGUUGGUCUAGGCUUUGGGGCCCUGGCCGAAGUUGCCAAGAAGAGCCUCCGAUCUGAAAACAGCGCAGGAAAGAAGGCUGUCCUGGACUCUAGUCCUUUUCUUUCUGAGGCAAAUGCAGAGAGAAUCGUGAGCACCCUGUGUAAGGUGAGAGGAGCCGCCCUGAAGCUGGGCCAGAUGCUGAGCAUCCAGGAUGAUGCUUUCAUCAACCCCCAGCUGGCCAAGAUAUUUGAUCGUGUGAGACAAAGUGCAGACUUUAUGCCCUUGAAACAGAUGACGAAAACUCUGAACAGUGACCUUGGUCCUAAUUGGAGGGACAAACUGGAGUACUUUGAGGAGCGGCCCUUUGCUGCCGCUUCCAUUGGCCAGGUCCACCUGGCCCGAAUGAAGGAUGGGCGGGAGGUAGCCAUGAAGAUCCAGUACCCUGGAGUGGCCCAGAGCAUCAACAGUGAUGUUAACAAUCUAAUGGCCGUCCUCAGCAUGAGCAACAUACUCCCUGAAGGCCUAUUCCCAGAACACCUAAUUGAUGUGUUGAGACGGGAGCUGGCCCUUGAGUGUGACUACAAGAGAGAAGCUGACUGUGCCAGGAAGUUCAGGGAGCUGCUGAAGGAUCACCCAUUCUUCUGUGUGCCAGAGGUCAUAGAUGAACUUUGCAGUCCUCGUGUCCUGACCACAGAACUGGUGUCUGGCUUUCCUCUGGACCAGGCAGAAGGGCUGAGCCAGGAAAUUCGAAAUGAGAUUUGCUACAAUAUCCUGGUCCUGUGUCUAAGGGAGCUGUUUGAGUUUCACUUCAUGCAGACUGACCCCAACUGGUCUAACUUCUUUUAUGACCCCCAGCAGCACAAGGUGGCUCUCCUUGACUUUGGAGCAACCCGCGAGUUUGAUGAAUCAUUCACUGACCUUUACAUUCAGUUAAUCAGGGCUGCGGCUGAUCAGGAUCGAGAAACCGUGUUGAGGAAGUCUAUAGAGAUGAAGUUUCUCACCGGCUAUGAAGUGAAGGCCAUGGAAGAUGCCCACCUAGAUGCUAUCCUCAUCCUGGGGGAGGCCUUUGCCUCGGACUCACCGUUCAAUUUUGGGAGCCAGAACACCACUGAGAAGAUCCACGGUUUGAUUCCCAUCAUGCUGAAGCACCGUCUCAUCCCCCCGCCGGAGGAGACUUACUCCCUCCACCGAAAGAUGGGGGGCUCGUUCCUCAUUUGCUCCAAGCUGAAGGCUUGCUUCCCCUGUAAAGCAAUGUUUGAGGAAACCUACAGCAGCUAUUGCAAGAGGAAGGCUGAGAAGCAGUAAUUGCCCAUUGUCUUGUCUGAAGGCCCUCUUUUGUCUGGCAGAGAGCCAGGUAGCUUUGUCUGUCACCUCCCAAGAGCAUCUCAAGCAUUGGAAAACUGUCCUAGAAGCUACAAGUUCUAUCAGAGCAAGUGGGUGUUGGUACUGACCAAACCUAGAACCUUCUACUUACCAAUGAGAGGGAGGAAAUUGUGAAUGUGCCGAGGCAGGGGUGGGGUGGGGGUGGCUGCUGGGGGUCCUCCAUGGCCAGUGGUUCUGUAGUGACGGGGUGGGGUUGAGGAUGAGAAGAAAGAAAACUGAACCAUGACAGAUCUCUUGAAACCUACUCACUGUUGAUUCCUUCUAUGAAAUAGCUUUGGACAAAGAUGAAGGGGAAAAAAGACCUGAUUUUUGUUUUCCUUUUCUGUGUGUGUGUUUUAAAUUAGGGAUUUUCCUCCUGCGAAUGUUAAGAGAAGGGAAAGCAUCCAUUUCCCCUCUCUCCUUAAAUAAGUACAGAGAGAAAAAGCCUUUUAGGACUUCCCAGACCUUGUAGUGUAAGAUUUUGGGGAUAUAUGUGGGUGUAUACAAAAUGCUUUGAUGUUUCCUGCCUUUUUCCCUCUGGCUAGAGCUGGAGAGGAAGUUAACCUGUACAGAAUAGUGCCAAAAAAAGCUACUUAACUGAAUUACCUGCCUUCCGGCAAGCUGGUUCUCUUGGGAGUUUUUGACAACUGAAUGUAUAUCAGUGGACUUCUCACCAUCUGGUUCAGGGACUGUAAGAGGGGGAGAGAAAUCAAGGGCGGUGGUGGGGGGAGAAGAGAUCCCACCACUUGGCUGAUGUCCUCCCCUCCAACAGUGAAGUCUUUGCUGAAAGGAACGUGAGAGAAAAGGGCUGUGUUGCUACGUUGCAGCCAGAUGCACAGAUUGACCUAAUGGGAAGGGCCACCAGAGUAUGUUUUUGUACGUUCUUGUAACUGUCCUACUUACUCAUUUCAAUAAAAAAUUGUGGAUUUGGC